UUUCUCUCUAUAGGAUUAAACAACGAAGGGACAGUUACAGAUCAGUGUAGUGCUCAUCCAGCGCAGAGCUUCAAUGAAUCGCCCAUCCAUGGCGAUCUUCUGCCGUGUCUCUUCCUCGUUUGAGCUUCUUUAGAGCUUCGUUUUCGAGAUCAAUGGAUUCCUCAUCUCUCAGUUACAGACACAGAACAGCCACAUCGCUAAUUUGGCCGUCAUUGCCUUCUGCGGAUGCGCGGAUUCAGUUUCGAGCAGCAGCACUGGUACCGUUUCGCUUCUCUGUAGCUUCCUAAAUUUGAUGGCUCAGCAGGUAUAAGCGUCGGCUGAUUGUGUGUAUGAUCUUUGUUGCGACAUAUUUUAACUUGAACUGAGCCAAACAUGACGUCUCGUGGUUCAUCGGCUUCGGGCAAUGGCCUAUUUCCGCUCAACGCUUCCACGUCCGGCCGGCAAGACGAUGUUGAGGCUGGGCUCUCCUCCGGCAAAAGCAUUAACAAGGAGGAGGAAGAAGAGGUUUCCGAUCCUUUUGAUGUCGACAAUACCAAAAACGUCCCGCUCGAGAUACUCAAGCGAUGGAGGCAAGCUGCGUUGGUGCUUAAUGCAUCUCGGAGAUUUCGAUAUACUUUGGAUUUAAAAAAGGAGGAAGAGAAAGAGAAAAGAAGAAGGAUGAUUAGAGCCCACUCUCAAGUUAUAAGGGCAGCACUGCUUUUCAAAUUGGCAGGGGAACAACAAACUGUGUCUCCACUGGUAGGUUUCUCAGUACCACCUCCAACGUCAACUGGUGACUAUGGCAUUAAUUUAGAACAUCUUGUCUCACUGACCCGUGAACAAAACUUUUCUUCUCUACAACAAUAUGGAGGAGUCAAAGGCUUAUCAAAUUUAUUGAAAACAAAUACCGAUAAAGGAAUACCGGGGGAUGAAACUGAUUUACUAAAAAGAAGAAAUACCUUUGGAUCAAAUACAUAUCCACGUAAAAAAGGACGGAGUUUCUUGAGAUUUCUUUGGGAAGCCUGGCAAGAUUUAACCCUAAUCAUCUUGAUUAUAGCUGCAGUGGCAUCAUUAGCUUUGGGAAUGAAAACAAAGGGUGUAAAGGAAGGAUGGUAUGACGGAGGAAGCAUUUCCUUUGCUGUGUUUCUUGUCAUAAUGGUCACAGCGGUCAGUGAUUAUCGACAGUCUCUUCAGUUUCAAAACUUAAAUGAGGAAAAACAGAACAUACAAGUAGAGAUCUUGAGGGAUGGUAGAACUUUAAAGGUCUCAAUAUUUGAUAUCGUUGUUGGAGAUGUUGUACCUCUUAAAAUUGGAGAUCAGAUCCCUGCUGAUGGAAUAUUAAUCACCGGUCAUUCACUUGCCAUAGAUGAAUCUAGCAUGACUGGCGAAAGCAAGAUUGUUCGCAAGGAUCAGAAGGCACCCUUUAUGAUGUCUGGUUGUAAAGUUGCAGAUGGAGUUGGUACCAUGCUGGUAACUGCUGUUGGAAUCAAUACUGAAUGGGGAUUGUUGAUGGCCAGUAUCUCAGAGGAUACUGGGGAAGAAACUCCCUUGCAGGUCCGGUUGAACGGAGUUGCAACUUUCAUAGGCAUAGUUGGGCUUGCGGUUGCAGUCUCUGUGCUAGCUAUCCUUUUGGGCAGAUACUUCACUGGAAAUACACAUGAUGCAAAUGGAAACAUUGAAUUUCAGCGUGGGCAUACGAGUCUAGGUGAUGCUGUAAAUGGAGUAAUUAGAAUCGUUACUGUUGCUGUUACUAUUGUGGUUGUUGCAGUGCCUGAAGGACUUCCUUUGGCUGUCACUCUAACAUUAGCGUACUCCAUGCGGAAAAUGAUGGCCGAUAAAGCAUUGGUUCGUAGACUGUCUGCUUGCGAAACUAUGGGUUCUGCAACAACAAUUUGCAGUGAUAAGACUGGAACGUUGACUUUAAAUCAGAAGCCNGUGGUCGAGGCAUGUGUUGGCAAGAAAAUGAUGAAUCCCCCAGAUGAGCCACUGGAGUUGCAGUCACUGGUUCUCAAUCUGCUAUAUGAGGGCAUUGCUCAGAACAGCGCAGGCAAUGUUUUUGUUGCUAUGGAUGGGAGAAGUAUAGAGGUCACUGGAUCUCCUACAGAAAAGGCUAUUUUAUCUUGGGCUGUCAAGCUGGGAAUGAAGUAUGAUGUUGUCAAAUCAGAGUCUGAAGUUCUUCAUGUUGUCCCGUUCAAUUCAGAAAAGAAGCGAGGAGGUGUUGCGAUAAAGCGGGCUGACUCAGAAGUCUACAUACACUGGAAAGGAGCGGCAGAGAUGGUCUUAUCUUCUUGUACAAAGUAUAUGGGAAUGAAUUGUGAAGUGCACUCAAUGGAAGGCAAUGAGGAUUAUUUUAAGGCAGCUAUUAAUGAUAUGGCUGCAAGAAGUUUGCGUUGUGUUGCGAUUGCAUAUAGACCAUAUGAAUUAGAGAAGGUUCCAGUAGAUGAACAGGGUUUGGAUCAAUGGGAAUUGCCUGCUGAUGAUCUUAUUCUGCUUGCAAUUGUUGGUAUAAAGGAUCCUUGUCGUGCUGGUGUUAAAGAGGCUGUGAAAGUGUGCACGGAUGCUGGCGUCAAGGUGCGCAUGGUAACUGGAGACAAUAUACAGACCGCCAAAGCUAUAGCAAUAGAGUGUGGAAUACUUAGCGCAACAGACGAUGCUUCUGAGCCGACAGUAAUUGAAGGAAAAGAAUUCCGUGUAUUGUCUGAGAAGGAAAGAGAACAAGUUGCCCCAAAAAUAACGGUGAUGGGGAGGUCUUCACCCAAUGACAAGCUCUUGCUUGUUCAAGCAUUAAGAAAGGGAGGAGACGUCGUUGCUGUAACAGGCGAUGGGACAAAUGAUGCCCCUGCACUCCACGAGGCAGAUAUCGGUCUUUCUAUGGGCAUACAAGGCACUGAAGUUGCGAAAGAAAGUUCUGAUAUUGUUAUCUUGGAUGAUAACUUUGCUUCAGUUGUAAAGGUUGUCCGGUGGGGGCGUUCUGUGUAUGCAAACAUUCAGAAGUUCAUCCAGUUUCAGCUCACUGUAAAUGUUGCCGCUCUUGUGAUUAAUGUUGUUGCCGCUGUGUCUUCCGGUGAUGUUCCUUUAAAUACUGUGCAGCUUCUCUGGGUUAACCUGAUCAUGGACACACUCGGUGCUCUAGCAUUAGCUACUGAACCACCAACGGACCACUUGAUGCAUCGGUCACCUGUUGGUCGAAGGGAACCCCUUAUAACCAAUAUCAUGUGGAGGAAUUUGAUUGUACAGGCUUUGUAUCAAGUUGCUGUCCUUCUUGUUCUCAACUUCUAUGCCACUGAUAUUCUUCAAUUGAAUACUGAUAGCAAGGAGCACGCCUUUAAUGUGAAGAAUACAGUGAUUUUCAAUGCCUUUGUCCUCUGCCAAAUAUUCAAUGAAUUUAACGCUCGAAAACCAGAUGAAAUGAACGUAUUCAGUGGCGUGACGAAAAAUUACCUCUUUAUGGGAAUAGUUGGAACAACGUUCUUGCUUCAGAUUAUCAUCGUCGAAUUUCUAGGAAAAUUUACUUCCACAGUAAAACUUGAUGGGAAGCAAUGGCUUAUCUGCAUUGCUAUCGGCCUUGUGAGCUGGCCUCUGGCUGUCGUCGGCAAACUGAUUCCAGUUCCUGAGACUCCAUUGGGUAAAUACUUCACAAAGCUAGUUCAACGGUACAGGAGGUCACAUGGUGCUUAAUUUUGGGAUUUCGUCUUUCUCCAAAGUGCAUAAUUUUGAAGGACAAUCCAUAAUUUGGUAUUUCUUGGCUAAAAUAUAUGCUUUUGGGUAUAUUUCUUUUUAUUUCUAAUAGUUUAGACAUCAUGCUUGCGUAACGAUCAAGUUCCGAAGUUUUUAGAAAAAUGUUUGCACCGUAUGAGCGCAAGUCAAUCGAGCAAAUAGUUUUCUUAAAAUUCUAAACUUAAAGUGGUUUUAAACGUAUUCGGGACUUGAUUGUUACGUUUCUAAAAGUAUGGACUAAAUUGUUACAAAAAAAGAAGUAUACGAAACCCAAACAAACGGGUACCAAGAGUAUAGAAUAUACAUUUUAGCUCGAAGGACCAAGACGAAGGAAUAACGUGAAGGAGGAUGUGUUUCAACAUUUUCAAGAACAAUUUUACAAUGUAUUUGGCUUUUAUGUAUCCAUCAAAGUAAUGUGGUUAAUUGUAAUUUUGGGUUCUUGUUUAUUUUCAGUAAUGUAAGCUUGAAGAGAAGAGGUAUAUUAUUUAAUUAUGGGCUUAGACAUCAGUUUUGCCCCUUUA
Molecule: messenger RNA, 4217 nt
Organism: Cucurbita pepo subsp. pepo (vegetable marrow)
Lineage: Eukaryota; Viridiplantae; Streptophyta; Magnoliopsida; Cucurbitales; Cucurbitaceae
Source: RefSeq, a predicted model, not a curated record